Epinephelus moara (kelp grouper) is the source of this 1836-nucleotide messenger RNA. RefSeq names its product high mobility group nucleosome-binding domain-containing protein 5-like. The transcript has 3 exons. Bases 1 to 771 code for a protein of 256 amino acids. Lineage: Eukaryota; Metazoa; Chordata; Actinopteri; Perciformes; Serranidae. The record is from RefSeq and is a predicted model, not a curated record.
AUGGGGAAAAAUAGCAACGAGCAACUUGAAGAAGAAGAUGAAAAAGAAGACGACGAAGAAGAUGAAGACGAUGAAGUAGAAGACAAAGACGAUGAAGAAGAAGACGACGACGAAGAAGACAACAAAGAUGAAGAAGAAGACAACAAAGAUGAAGAAGAAGACAACGAAGAAGAAAAAGAUGAAAAAGAAGACGAAGACGAUGAAGUAGAAGACGAAGACGACGAAGAAGACAAAGACGAUGAAGAAGACGACGACGAAGAAGACGAUGAAGAAGAUGAAAAAGAAGACGAAGACGACGACGAAGAAGACGAUGAAGAAGAAGAUGAAAAAGAAGACAACGAAGAAGAAGAAAAAGAUGAAGGCGACGAAGAAGAUGAAGACGAAGACAAAGAUGAUGAAGAAGAAGACGACAAAGAUGAUGAAGAAGAAGACGACAACGAAGAAGACGACAACGAAGAAGAAAACAAAGAAGAAAAAGAUGAAAAAGAAGACGAAGAAGUAGAAGACGAAGAAGACGACAACAAAGAAGACAACGAAGAAGAAGAUGAAGAAGAAAAAGAUGAAAAAGAAGAAGAAGACAACGAAGAAGAAGAAGAAGAUGAAAAAGAAGACGAAGACGAUGAAGUAGAAGACGAAGACGACGAAGAAGACAAAGACGAUGAAGAAGAAGACGAAGAAGACAACAACGAAGAAGAAGAUGAAGAAGAUGAAGAAGAAGGUGACGAAGAAGGCGAAGUUUUCAGUUUUUGGAUUCCUCUUUUUCCGUUUUAAAAUGUUGGAACAUUUAUGGAAGUACUGUUUAAAACCUUAAACAGUUCAUUGCAAUUCAAACAUCAUCUGCAAAUAACACGUAACAGUCACAUCAUGUAAAUGUAGAGGAGGAAAAAGUACAGUUUUUCUCUCUGAGAUGUAUGGUGGAGUAAAAGUAUAGAAAACAGAGAAUGAAAAUACUCAAGUACAAGUAACUAAGUUUAAAGUGAGUAAUCGUAUCUGUGAAGGAAUCUUGUGUUCCAGCCUUCAGCCUCGCUCAGUGAAGGAAGUGGGCGACAGUUAUAAUUAAGGCAACAGUCAGGUCAGCAGGAGGUCAGGCUGCUUGACCUUUGUUAUGAACACACUCCAUCUUUGUCUCCCAGUCGUGGCAGAGGGAGCACAGCUGACCAGAUAAGGUGCCUAGCUGGCUCUGUUGCCAUAGCGCCCAAGGUUAAGAGGAGGGGACACGGCCCUGUGUCUCAGGCUCAACAGACCAGAGUCUCUGUAUAGAUAUGUGGGUUUUGUUAGAGACAGUGGAGGUGAUUCAGAGCCAGGUGAGCAGGCUGGUUGGUUAAAGUCAGUGACCAAUAGAAACGUCACACAGCCAGAGAUCAGGACAGAAUUUGGGAACGUGGAGUGACUCACAAGGGAACACUGUUUGGGUUAAAGACAAGGACACAUGGGCGAGGACACCCUCAGAGUCUGUGGACACUGUGUUACGCUCUGUGUGUUCAAAUGUGAUUCGCCUCAAACGAGCCUUCGUUAAAUACUGUGUGAGAUCCAUCAUAGUCUUCCUCAGCUGUUAAAUCAUCAGCUCUGAUUUCUUCAACAGUACUGAGUUGGGGUCUGUCCCAAUACCCCCCCUUAGCCCUACGCCUACAUUUGCUUGUUCCUGCGAGGGGUAGUGGUGUCCCAAUUCCUUUUUGCGUGUAGGGGUAGGGGGCAUAAAACUAGCCCUUCGGAGCGAGGGAUUUCAGAUGCUGACUUGCCAGCAAGGGGUAAUCGUUGCCAUGGCUACCACCGAGCAAGAGACGGGAAAAAAGUUCAUACAUGUAAGUAUAAUUUCGCAAAUAAACAUGGAACUUU